Plasmodium vivax (malaria parasite P. vivax) is the source of this 1043-nucleotide messenger RNA. RefSeq lists its product as hypothetical. Gene Ontology annotation, biological process: protein import into mitochondrial matrix; protein insertion into mitochondrial inner membrane. Bases 298 to 804 code for a protein of 168 amino acids. The transcript has a single exon. Gene Ontology annotation, cellular component: TIM23 mitochondrial import inner membrane translocase complex. NCBI's taxonomy places the organism in Eukaryota, Apicomplexa, Aconoidasida, Haemosporida, Plasmodiidae. The record is from RefSeq and is a predicted model, not a curated record.
UAUCAAAAUAAUUUGUUAAAAAAAAAGCAUUUGUUUUUCCGUAGAGGGAGAAAAGGAAAGAAGUUUUUUCUCACUAUGUAUUCGCUAUAGGCAUAACUACCAAGCAACGUUGUAAGAGCAUGCAUAUGGAUUUCCCCUCUCCCCCCUCCUCUAUAUAUAUUCAUAACUCGGGAGAAGCGCACGCGUGAAGAGUAGGCCGCCUAUUUACCCAUCAGAAAAGGAUACACAUAAAGCAUUUAAGCACGUACGUAUGUUUGUGCCCAAUCCACAUGCCCAUAAAUAUUAUGCACAAGCAACAUGAACUGGUUUUGGAAAAAAGAAGCUCCGGAGGAGAAGAAAGUAAAGUCGGCGUACGAUGAUUAUGUUACUCCCCCGCCCUUUGGAAAUUACCUUGCGUCUGCGCCUGAAAAACCCAAGUCGUUAAAAAGUGAAAAACCUGCUGUACCCGAAUUCAAGGGGUUUAGCCCUCCCCCCAAAUUUGAAUUUAAGGAAGAUACCUCCGCGAGUGAUAAAUAUGAUGAGGAUUUUUCAAAAUACACAAAAAGUAAUUUUAUCGAUUCUUCUCUUUACGAUGAUAAACAGAAUUUAUUUGAUUUUAAUUUGAGUCAUAGGACAAGGGCAUGUUUGGAGAGCGUGAAAAUGGGGGUCAAGAUGGGCACGAUGGUUGGGGGAAUUUUCGGAAGCUUAACAGGUUUAUAUGCCUCCUUUGCACACAAAAAUCUGUUCAUUUUCCCCGUUUCAGUCCUUGGUGGGGCUGUCAGCUUUGGCUUCUUCCUCGGCUGUGGGAUGAUCGUUCGUUGUUAGCUAGUACCAUGCAUAAAAACAUGUGUGUGUGCAAGUGCGCAGCUAUUCAUGUGCGUGUUCGUAGACACCCGAAUGAAGCGUCGCCUCUCCUCUUAACACAUAAAAUGAGGAAUCCAACAAAUUGGAAAAACUGCACAAGCGCACGUCGUUGCCAAUUGUUCCAAGCAUAGCGAAAAUUAAGGAAAGAAUUUCUAUCAUAUACCACUCCGCGUACGGGGUUAAACAUUCCUUGGUCAGCU